AUGGAUAACAAUAACAGCGAAAACGACCGUCCUGAAGACGAUGAUAGUCGUUAUCGUUUCAAGCUGUUAAGCCUUGGAGCCCAUGAUAAUGGAGCAUAUAUAAUUUGUUUAAUCGGCUUCGAAAAUACCGACUUCUGUGCAAUAGAAUCUUCAAAUCCGAGCAGCCCCGAAACUGAAAAUCUGUCGAAUAUCCUACCGCAUCUUAUCCCAGAAGCCUUAGUAUUCGAGUCGCCCUCGUUUGAAACGCGUGAAUCAGCCCCCCAAAAAAACUCGAAGUUAAACUCGCAGCAAGAAAACCAAGAUUUCCUUUCUACCGGAUAUAACAAAACUCACGGUGAAACCCAGCAGCAAGAUGUUGCGUUGAAAAGGAGGGAAGCCGAAACAACAAGGCCACAAAAAAACGAGGGACACCCGAGGCCACAAGGCAGCGCUGAAAGUCGAAUACGCCUCCAGUCUAACUCGAUUGAGAUCGAGGCCGUAAAUCUUCUAGAGAGUUUACGUAUUCAAUUUUGUCGUCCCGUGCAGCCAUGGAAAAAGCUUGUACUCGCGGGGUAUGGUAUAUGGGGAAUCAUUCUGAAAAGAGCAAUUUUACUAGCCAAUCAAAACCCCCUUUAUUACCGAAUUGCUCUACAAACAUCGACUUUGAUAUUCUUUGCAACACCCCACCAAGUUCCUGAAGUCGAGGUAUGGGAAAAUAUUCUGCUUUCUAUUAUUCAGAAUUGCAACUUCAAGACAGACGAACGUAUAUCAAAUGUGCUCUCAGGGUUAUCGACGGCGGCUACAAAAAUAUACUCCAAGUUUUACGAUAUCCUUCAAAAAUACAUGUUGAUCAACGUGAUCGAAGGGAAGGGCGUAAAUGGAAACGAGCUUCCGCUGGUUGGCGAACUCGGUUCUUUUGGCGGUGAAACAGAAUCCCAUCAUGUGGAGUGGAGAAAGGAGCAGAGCUUAACCACUAUUCUGCGGUUCAACAAGCACUCUCUGGUUGAUCUUGACUUCCUCAGAAAGGUAUUUUUACUGCAAGGCCCCAGAAUCAUGGACGAUACACUUAACGGCAUCAAGACGACAUUUUUACGAGAUGAAAGUAGUUAUGAUCUUUAUUUGCAAUUUCUUCGAAUUCUUUCACCGUCCCGUUGCUUGAUAUGGGAGCCUGAAUCGUUUUUGGCCCAAGAGAUCGACUUAAGCGAUAUAUAUUCUGAAGAUUUCACCACGCUAGAGAUGUAUGAUUGGAGGGGAGAUGAUUCCAGCAGCGAGAUCCAAAUUAUCGGCCCUCCGAACUACGGAAAAUCGCAUCUGCUCAAAUAUGCUUGCCAACAAGUUAAAAGACGUACAGCUAGAGUCCUAGUUCAGUACAUCCUCGAGCCGAACAGAGAUAUUUAUGCGAGCAACUACGGAAUGCUAGUAGCUCUCUUACAUCAAGUGAUUUCUCAACGACCAGAUUUGUUCUUUAGCAUCGAGAAGAUAGUGGAGGAGUAUUUCUUAUGGGAUACUUGGACAGAGACAAAUCUAUGGGAAUUGCUGUCCAUCUUAAUUACAAAUUGCCCUUCUAGAUUAUCAUUCGCUGUCGCCGUGGACUUUAAGCAGUUUAGAGAAGGGGGCAGUGUGAUGUCAGCUUGGCUCAACCGUUUGGGGACCUUUUUCGAUCAACAUUCCACAAACUUCCUCUAUAUUUUUUCGAGCGAGGAUAUAAUUAAGACCGAAAACCUUACGAGCUCUUCAUCAAGAGUCGUUCUGAAUCUCGGCUCUGAAGUCGUAUCCGAGCGUCACGACCGGUUUGCAGAACUGGCUCUCGAGCAGGCUAUCAAACAUAGCCCACGGUUGAAACUUCUUGAAGACAGAAAACAUCUUGAGAUUCGCCUCGCCUUAAGGACAAAACUCUGCGCACUAGAUCUUUGGGUCGCUGCCCCUGAUUUCUACGCGCAAAUUCUUUCUUUAUAUACGCCACGUAUUUUGACACCAAGUACCAUAAUCGAUAGUAUCAGCAUGGGCCCAUCAUCUAUAGCUGAUCUCCGGAGACAUCAAGUGCAAAAAAUCAAAGAAUGCGGAGAGUUUGUAGCCGACUGGUGUAGCCUAGGCAUAUCUUGGGUCUUGAAAGCGGUUCGACCAUUUAGGCUUGAGGAGCUUUCAGUAGCACUGGCAAUUGAUCUCACAGAUAAUUCACUCGAGGAUCUCGAUAGGAGGAUUUCUCGAGAUUUGUCAUCGGAUCUUACCGAGUAUGCUGGCUUCUUUCUGAAAGUUGAAAAUGACCAGAUACAUACUGUUUGUGGUAAGUAUCAAUUGGAGAAAAUCUUAGAGGAGGCGGACCCUGAGCAUUCUCUGAAACGUAUAAACCAUACACAACUAACUAAGUUGUGUCUCCACUACCUGCGGAUGGUCCUUUCACGGCCAGAGGCUGGUAAAGAGUGGGAACACUGCUUAAUGCACUUAUCUUCGCCCUGGCAGCAUCCAACUUCUGCAGUCUUCGCCCCCCACCCCCGAAGUAUGGAGUUUCUCGAUUAUGCUGUUAGGAACUGGGUAGAGCACUAUCGCCAAGCCAACCUCCUAGAAGCUACUAAUGGUAUUCACACAGAGGUGAUUGAGUUUCUCAACGAUUCUCUGGUAAGAGAUAGAUGGCUUCAAGCUUACCACAGUGCUGACUCGGGGCGGAGGUCAGCAUCUUAUACCGCGACGCUACCAUUUGAAGUCGAAGUGACGAAUCUUCCGAAAGUUAUAGGAAUAGGGAGUGCUCUCGAAGUUGCGGAGUACUUCGGAUUUACAUCGCUUGUCGAUAAACUAAGCAAGGAUGUCGUCGAGACUUCAAACUUGGCCUACAACAUCCGGAUUCAGAACGGCUACCGUGUCCGGACCCAAAUCUUUAAAAAUAUUUCAUCAGAAGAGUUUAUCAGAGCUCUUAUCUGCAACGGUAAAAUAUCGCAGUUCAAAGAUUUUAUAGAAACUAAGCAACCUAUGGAAGCGAAGCUGCUAGUUCUUGCUAUCCACCUAGCUGUACAGUCUGGGCGACUGGACCUACUUGACCUAUUGCCACGUGCAGAGUGCAGCAGUAAAAUUAUCAGCGAAUCGGAAAGCUACGUUACUAUACCUGAGCGGAACAUUCUCCUUGCAGCAAUCAUUAGUGGGAGCUCUAGCAUAGUAGAGUACAUUUUGAAAUAUAAAAAUGUGCGAGAUUAUGUUACUUUACUUGGCCUACGGGAUUGGGAACUAGAUCCCCUUCUAUGUCUAGAACUGGACAAUAUUCCAGUUUUGGCUCAUAUCAAAGAGAUACUAGGGCGAAAUAGUCCUCCAUCCCCGAACGCAGCGCUCAAGCCAGUCCACAAACCCGCCCUCCGACGCUUCUACUUCAUUGAAAAGUUUCUAGGGGCGAAACCCAGCCCAAUUGAUAGCGAGCAAGGCUCAUGGACACCUUUACAUUUCGCCGUGGGGUCUGAGAGCUUUGAAGUCGUCCAAUUCGUUCUCAGGGCUAGAUCACGAGGAAAUGAAACUGUGGAGUUUAUCAACCGGAAAACAAAAACGGGUUGGACAGCUCUUCAUAUAGCAGCUGCCCUUGGGGACGCUAAUGUUGUAGAAGAGCUUCUCAGGUCUGGAGCAAAUGCUAAUAUUGAUACCUACAUACAAAAUACCAGAAAAGAAACACCAGCCGAGGUCGCGGUGAAACAUGGUCACCUCCAGGUCCUCAAGCAUCUAUUGCCACGGGCUGAUGAAGACCGUAUCUCACUACUUCAGAUUGCAGCGAAAGCUGGACAGUUGCUUAUCGUUGACCACCUCCUGGAUUGGCAGGGUGACCAAUCUAAUCCAGAUACCCAAAAUUUAUACAAAGCUGCACUGAUAGAAGCAGCGAAAUGCGGGUAUUCGGAGAUUGUACGAGUACUUCUGUCUACGAAAGUAGAACCUAAUGGUGAAGCUGGCGAGAGACGCACAGCACUGCAUUACGCCGCUCAAGAAGACCACCCCGAGGUUGUUAAGAUAUUGAUAGCUCAUGGUGCAAACGUUAACUCUCCUGACCCCACGAGAAACACCCCCUUACAUUUAGCAACGGUGCAUGACGGGUGCGAUGUUGCUAGAGUCCUGGUUGAAAAUAAAGCUGACGUGAAUGCUGAAAAUCGGUCGAAGUUUUCACCACUGCAUCUUGCGAUCAAUCGGCCUGAAAUAGUCACUCUUCUUUUAAACAACGGCGCAGAUGUUAAUGCCAAAGAUUCUCGAGGUAGAUCACCACUGAUUGUGGCUUGCAUGGCGGAAACACCGAAACUCAAGGUUGUCAAAUUGCUUCUUGAGGCUGGGGCGGACACCGCAACCGCCGAUCUCAUGGGCAAUACUGCAGUCUACCAUGCGAUUAAAAACGACCAUUUUGAUAUAGUUCGCCUAAUCUGUGAGAAUUAUCGCUACGCAGAAGAGUUCCAGCAAACUCUAGUCCAAAAUUCGAGGUGGGCGGUAGAACUUUCUCGGACCCCCAUGCUUGAGUAUUUUCUCGAGCGCGCGUUUAGGCUGAAAAUUGACGUCGCAAAUCUACGGGGACCGGUUGGAGAAACCUUGAUGCAUGUACUCGUGGCAUCUCCGGAAUUUUCACGUCUCUUCCCUGAAUGGGAACCAAAACUUCAGUGGUCACGAAUAGUUAACGAAGUCGACAACGACGGAUGCACAGCGCUAUAUGACAGUGCAUGUUAUACUAAAUUAGACACUGCUAGGACUUUGCUAAAUAUUGGAGCGGAUAUUAACCUGGGGAAUGAGAAUGGCUGGACACCGUUACAUGCAGCUUAUGACUCUGCGGAAUUCUCUGAACUACUGAUUUCAGAUGGUGCUGAUAUAAAUGCUUUGAACUCCAGCCACCACACUCCUUUGAUGCUAGCUUGUAUAAACGGCUACCUGGCGACUGUCGAAGCCUUGUUAAAGCAUCGUCCCAAGCUUGAGCUAGAAGACCUUUUAGGAUAUACUGCGCUACACCUUUCGGCCUCCGGCGGGCGAUAUGAUAUAACAAAACUUCUUUUAGAGGACGGUGGAGGAUCUGUUGCGAACAUUAGUAUAAGAGAUAAAACAGGAAAUACGCCACUGCACCUCGCUAUCAAACAGGGCCAUCCAAGUGUUGCAGAACUGCUUAUAAAAAAAGGUUCUGACAUAGGAGCAAAGACUGAUCUUGAUGAAACAUGUUUAGACUUGGCAAUGCAACCAGCUGUGAAUCCUAAUGGUGAAUUAUUAAGGAUCUUACUGGCGAGGGAUAAGACCGAUAACCCUCCUCUUUGGUCGGGGGAGGAUUUGGGACGGCUCAUCGCAAAACACUUCGAUGGCGGGCUAGAUCAAAGGAUUUUUCCUAUUUUGGAGGCUGAACCGGGUCUACUUACUAGUGGAGUUUUGGACCCUCUACUACUCGGGCUCAUGCAUUCGUGGCAGGAAUUUGAAGACACCCAAGAGACUAUCGCGCUCGAAUUACUGGACAAAGGAUUUGACCCAUUCAAAACCCGAGUCGGCUCUAAACUCUCAGUAUUCCAGUCAGCCUUUAUCUUAAGGGAGAAGCCACGGCAAAAGUUCAUCGAUGCCUGUAUGGCUAAGUUACCACAAAAUAUUGAGGACUGUGGUAGCGGUUUUAGAGAGCUGAGAACAGCCAUCGAGUAUCGCGACCGAAUCCUCUGGCGACAAUUCCUACCCCUUUUAGACUCUGCAUCAAAAAUACGUGACGAGGAUGGUUGGACGCUCGAUCAUUUUAUUUACCAGUCUCAAGUACUGGAUUCACAACCUUUAGUAAAGUCCGAUCGAAUCCCGGAAUCUUUCACAAUAAGCCCUAAAUCGUUGACACUACCGGAUAUUUGGCGGAGAUGGAAUCGGCGUAGAGAUCUUGAUGUCGGCAAUAGAUUCGAUAUAAGCGACAACGGCCUUGUUGUUACAUUUACAGACGGAAACCGCCGUGACGAGUAUGACAAUCCCACAUAUUUCGCCUGCAGCCUUCGAUCAGACCACCCAUUCCCGCCACGAGACACUGAGAAGAGUUACUUCGAGAUCGAGAUCCAAGGUAUCGAGGCAGAAGGUGGCUCCACAGAAUUAAGUACGGUCCUUAUAGGACUCUGUGGAGAAUUAUCAUUCUUGGCAAAUGCUGGACCUGGUUGGAAUAUAUGGACAUUGGGAUAUCAUGGAGACGACGGGGGUAUGUUCGAAGAACAUGGCAACAGGUAUCGCUAUGAGGGAACGAAGUUUGGAAUAGGGAACACAGUUGGGUGUGGAGUAGACUAUGAACUUGGCGACUACUAUUUCACACUUGACGGGAAGAUUGAAGCGCGAUUCAAGGGUGAUAAUCAGUUUUUGAUUUCGCGGAAGUUGUACCCAGUGGUAGGCCAUUGGGGUCGCGCGUGUAAAGUUCUUGUUAACUUCGGCCAAAAGCCAUUUAAAUGGACAGGUGAGAUCUGA
This is a messenger RNA of Orbilia oligospora ATCC 24927, 6384 nucleotides long. RefSeq lists its product as uncharacterized. Bases 1 to 6384 code for a protein of 2127 amino acids. Gene Ontology annotation, molecular function: protein binding. NCBI's taxonomy places the organism in Eukaryota, Fungi, Ascomycota, Orbiliomycetes, Orbiliales, Orbiliaceae. The transcript has 8 exons. The record is from RefSeq and is a predicted model, not a curated record. Gene Ontology annotation, biological process: protein localization to ciliary inversin compartment. Gene Ontology annotation, cellular component: ciliary inversin compartment.